CCAACUAGUUGCCUCGUCUAAAUUCUCAUUUUCUAAAUAUGCGCGACAGUUGACAUACAAACCCUAGCUCCGCUCCUCUAUAUAUAUGUUGGAGUAGAGAAGCGGCAUCCUAGUCAGGCGCUAGCUGCUGCAGGAGUUGUCUUCUUCUUCAGAUCAUCCACUCCAAGGAAGCAUUUGCUUCUGCAGUAGCUAUAUCCCAUAUAAAUAUAUAUUAAUAUUAUAUCAGUCCUGCUGUUUUAGAUAUAUAGCUACUUACUGAAUAAGAGAUGGCUCCUUCUCUCUCUCAGGCUAAGCUUCUUAUUGCUUCUGUUGCUGAUCGUCUCUCCCUCUCUAUCACCAGGAGAGGUUAUGCUGCGGCGGCGGCAAAUGAGUCGGUGUCUGGCAGGGGAGGGUGUAGGAGUGGUCUGAUGGAGAAAAUGAACGGGCGGACCGUGAUGCAAGAAGAGGGUGGGGCCUCUACGACUUGGGCCCCGGACCCUGUAACGGGUUACUAUAGGCCCGAAAAAUGCUCGGCCGAAAUUGAUCCAGCGGAUCUUCGAGCCAUGCUAUUGAACCACAAAAAGUGAGGCCCAACUAGAAUUAGAUUACGCCUUGCGGUCUCCUGUUAUAGUCAUUGCUAGUUGUAUCACUCUUUUUAUGCUAGCGUGGUUUAUCUACUUGAAUUUUCAGCUCUU
Molecule: messenger RNA, 674 nt
Organism: Mangifera indica (mango)
Lineage: Eukaryota; Viridiplantae; Streptophyta; Magnoliopsida; Sapindales; Anacardiaceae
Product: late embryogenesis abundant protein Lea5-like
Exons: 2
Coding region: 267-566 (99 amino acids)
Biological process (GO): response to stress
Cellular component (GO): mitochondrion
Source: RefSeq, a predicted model, not a curated record